UCCUCCUCUUUCCUGGGCAGCUCACUCCUGUAUGCAUCAACCCUCAUCCUUGUGGGGAGCCAUCUCCCUGUUCACUUGGCAUCAGCUUCCCCUCUCUCUGAAUUGACCUGAAAUUUUCCCUUUUACCUUCCACUGGUGGGUAACCCUGUGCAUGAUGAGAUUUUGGCAGCAGAGGUGAAGGAAAGGCCUGGGAGUAAGUCCUACUCGCAUUCUACCCUACGGCGGCCCUCCCCUUCUUUAUCCUGUCUCUUGGUGAUGUGGCUUGGGCAGCCCUCUCUCACCUUCUCUGUUGUGGUCUGGAUAGAACUGUGGUGGGCCAGGGAGAAUUUUUGCAUUCCUUGUCUCUACCCUGCUUGGUACAGAGUCGGAGGCAGAGGCCCUUUAUGGUGGGGCCCUUUGGAAAUGAGGUUUUGCUGUGCUUUGUCGGAUGCCCCUGGCAAGAUUGGUAAUUACAGACAUAACAGCCGGGAACUGGUUUGAGAGAAGCAGGCUUCGAAUCAGCAGACCUGAGGAUAUCCUGGAGCGUCGCUGGAUUUUCUCUGAGACAAGCCCACCCGUCCAGCAAAAUAGAGUCCCUCAGGGUGACAGUUGACUUCCUGAAGGUGCCUCUUGGCCUAAAGAAGCCGGUGCUGAAGGAGGUGGCUGUGGGGCCCCCCAAGAGGCCCCAGCCUGCGGCCCUGGAGCGCUACAAGGCGCGGCGUUCAGACGCCAUGGACACCGAGUCCCAGUACUCAGGCUAUUCCUACAAGUCGGGCCACUCCCGCAGCUCCCGCAAGCACAGGGACCGCCGGGACCGACACCGCUCUAAGAGUCGAGAUGGGAGCCGAGGGGACAAGUCGGUGACAAUCCAGGCUCCCGGGGAGCCCCUGCUGGACAAUGAGUCCACACGAGGGGAUGAGCGGGAUGACAACUGGGGGGAAACGACGACAGUAGUAACGGGCACCUCAGAGCACAGCAUCUCCCACGAUGACCUCACACGCAUCGCCAAGGACAUGGAGGACAGUGUCCCUCUGGACUGCUCCCGUCACCUGGGUGUGGCGGCGGGGGCCACCCUGGCACUGCUGUCUUUCCUCACGCCGCUGGCCUUCCUGCUGCUGCCCCCACUGCUGUGGCGGGAGGAGCUGGAGCCUUGCGGGACGGCCUGCGAGGGCCUCUUCAUCUCCGUGGCCUUCAAGCUGCUCAUCCUGCUGCUGGGCAGCUGGGCUCUGUUCUUCCGCCGGCCCAAGGCCUCGCUGCCCCGCGUCUUUGUGCUGCGCGCCCUGCUUAUGGUGCUGGUUUUCCUGCUCGUGGUCUCCUACUGGCUCUUCUAUGGUGUGCGCAUCCUGGAUGCUCGGGAGCGCAGCUACCAGGGUGUGGUGCAGUUCGCGGUGUCGCUGGUGGACGCCCUUCUUUUCGUGCAUUACCUGGCCGUGGUCCUGCUGGAGCUGCGCCAGCUCCAGCCUCAGUUCACGCUCAAGGUCGUGCGCUCCACCGACGGCGCCAGCCGCUUCUACAAUGUUGGCCAUCUCAGCAUCCAGCGUGUGGCAGUGUGGAUCCUGGAGAAGUAUUACCAUGACUUCCCUGUCUACAACCCUGCCCUCCUCAACCUGCCCAAGUCCGUCCUGGCCAAGAAAGUGUCUGGCUUCAAGGUGUAUUCCCUCGGAGAGGAAAACAGCACCAACAACUCCACUGGCCAGUCUCGGGCUGUGAUCGCAGCGGCAGCUCGGAGGCGGGACAACAGUCACAAUGAGUACUACUAUGAGGAGGCUGAGCAUGAGCGAAGGGUGCGCAAGAGGAGGGCCAGGCUUGUAGUGGCAGUGGAGGAGGCCUUCACUCACAUUAAGCGGCUGCAGGAAGAGGAGCAGAAGAACCCCAGGGAGGUGAUGGACCCCCGGGAGGCAGCCCAAGCCAUCUUCGCAUCCAUGGCCCGUGCCAUGCAGAAGUACCUUCGGACCACCAAGCAGCAGCCCUACCACACCAUGGAGAGCAUCCUGCAGCACCUUGAAUUCUGCAUCACGCAUGACAUGACGCCCAAGGCCUUCUUGGAGCGAUACUUGGCAGCUGGACCUACCAUCCAGUACCACAAGGAACGCUGGCUGGCCAAACAGUGGACAUUGGUGAGCGAGGAGCCAGUGACCAACGGGCUCAAGGAUGGCAUCAUUUUCCUCUUAAAACGCCAGGACUUCAGCCUGGUGGUCAGCACCAAGAAGGUCCCAUUCUUCAAACUCUCCGAGGAAUUUGUGGAUCCCAAGUCGCACAAGUUUGUCAUGAGGCUGCAGUCUGAGACCUCAGUGUGACUGUGCAACAGCAGGGGGAGUGGGAAACUCGGGGGCUCCUGAGGGGGUGGGAGGGGGCUUGGUUCUCAGGCCCAGCCACAUUCCUGCCACCCUUCUUCUUGCUCUUUCUUUUUUUUUUUUUACUUGAAUUAACGUACCCCCACCUUCUCUCCUUGCUUCUUCCUUAUUUUACCCCAUGUGAACCUGGAGAGACCAUCCUGCUGUCAACAGUACCUGGGAAGGACCCCCCUGCACCCCCAGUAACUUUUGUAUUACUCUAGGCCUGCAGGAAUCAGUGCCUCUCUCCUUCUUUCCCUAGUCUUUUCCCAGAUUACAGUCUCUCCUGAAAUGGCACAGGCCCUGCUGAUUGUACCUUCCCCUCCUGAGCCCCGACUCACAAACCCAAGUUCUUACAGCAUUUCUCUUCAGUGGCCCAACAGGGUUUCUCUGGGGCACAUGGACAUGACUCUGGAGAGCCACAGUGCCAAACUCCUCCAGGGCAGCAACUGGCCCUCCUGUCCCUCACCCCAGUCACAACAAACCCUGGGUUCUAGAGCAGGGAUACUCCUGCCACGCAGCCCGAGUUAGAAAUCUCCUUGCUAGGAGCAUUUGCUUCCACAUAUAUUUAGAGCAAAGAAGGAUCCCAUCCCUUUCCCAGAAAUCUCCACCUAAUGUUUUUGGUUUGUAUGGUCAUGUGACCAUAGGCAAACAAGUGGAAACCCUCUGUGACCACUAUUCCAGGGACUUAGGGGAAGGUACCUUUCUUCCAAUGUGUCUUUCCUAGGUAGCCCCUGAGGAGGAGGGCUGAAUAGAUCCCUGAGGUUUUGGAGAGACCCCCAUCACUGACUCCUGCUCCCUGACCCUACCCUCACUUUCGUCCCCGCUCUUCCCAGUGAAGGAUGGUAUGUAGACUCCUGUACAGACUUAGUGGCUUGCACACCCUGACCUGGCCCCUGUGGUCUUAGACAAAUGUUUUUAUUUUAUUUUAUUUUUUUUUUUUUUUUUUGAGACGGAGUCUCGCUCUGUCACCCAGGCUGGAGUGCAGUGGCGCGAUCUCGGCUCACUGCAAGCUCCGCCUCCCGGGUUCACGCCAUUCUCCUGCCUCAGCCUCUCCGAGUAGCUGGGACUACAGGCGCCCGCCACCACGCCCGGCUAAUUUUUUGUAUUUUUAGUAGAGACGGGGUUUCACCGUGGUCUCGAUCUCCUGACCUCGUGAUCCGCCCGCCUCGGCCUCCCAAAGUGCUGGGAUUACAAGCGUGAGCCACCGCGCCGGGCCCAAAUGUUUUUAUUUUUGUCACCAGCCACCCCUGUCCUGCUGCCUUCUCUCGACUCCAGAGACCUGUUGCCUCAUCUCUUUUGGGGAAGAGCCGGCAGCUCCUCCUCAUCCCCUGCCUUAAGUCCAGUUCUUUGCCUCAGGGGUCUUGUUUCCUUGGCCUUCCAGGGUCCCCACCGCUUUUCUCCCUGCCUGAUUCUCUGAGCUCUGGGCUCCGUCUGUGUUGGGUUGAGGGACAAGGAUUACUGCCUUUUGUAGGUACUUCACCCCUCACCCCAUUUUAGCUUCCAUAGUCUUUGCACCAAAUCCAAAUUUUUGAUAAUUUAAAUCUCAUUUUGGGCAAAAUUUGCUGGCCAUCUAAUAAAUAUUUUCAAUAUAAAUCUGAGACUUUGACUCAGACAUUUUUGCCAAGGAGAAUAGAUUAGGAAGUACCCGUAUGCAUCCAGCCAGGAUCCACAUGGAGGACCUUUCCGAUGGCUGCAAUGACUAGGCCAUUCCUGUGAGUAACUCACAGUGUCCCUUUGUAGGCCUUUCUUUUCCCUGAAAGACUCGUUGGUACUUACCUUGCAGAGCACAUCCUGGGAUAAGAUCCCUAGAGUCUCACCUGGGAGUCUCCCCCUCUGUGUAGCGCCAGCCCUGGGAAUGAUGGAGCCUAGUGAUCGGGGUUUCUCCUGCUGUCCUUUCUGCAAAAGUUCACUUGUUCACCCACCACAUGCUAGAGAGGGGCUUAUUGGCCAAUGCUUACCUUGUCCCCAAAGGGGUGGGUUGUGGAGCUCACUUAGGCAGGGCCUCUGGCUGGGGCCAGGGUUACGAGAUAGGCCUGUAUGAAAUACGUCCUGUUCUGGGGGUCUGUCUCUUUUCUUCUCUUCAAAAACUUUGUGUCAGAGGAGUCCCUUCUGAGUCACAUAAAUACCUCACUAUCCUGGAAAACAGGGCCUGGAUGGUGACUGGGGUCAUUGCCUUUGUGGACAGGAUGGAGUGUGGUGUGGUCUGAGGAACAGGUUGGGGUGAGGGAGAGGGAAAGGAUUUGGGAUCUUAGUUGCUGCCCUAGGUUAGGGGCUGGGGAGUGUUUAUUUUAAGAUCCUGCCAUGAUUUUAAUCACUGUGAUUUUUUUUCAUUCCCCUUUCCUAAAAAAAAAAGAAUUUUUUCCUCCAACUCUCUAAGCACUAAGGGCUGUGCCUGAGAAUGGUAGCAUUUUGGUCUUUUGCUUCAGAACUGUGGUAUCUUUAUCUUCUUUCAUUAUUAUUAUUAUUAUUAUUAUUGCUAUUGUUUUUUAAAAUGUCAGGAUGAAUUGUCAGACAUAUGGCCAUGUGUCUGUCCUCUGCUUCUCCUCUGUGGGAAGUUGUCUCCAUGCUGUGAACUGCUGUGGGGUGUGCAGCUGAUUCAGUCCCUCUGAGCAGUUUCCCCACCGUGUCUGUCCCAUCAUGCGCUGGAUCUGCUCAUUCUCCUGCUGUGGGGGUGUGCCCACCUCUUACCCCCUUGACACCAUAGGGCUGCUGUGGCUGGGCCUCGCCAGCACUGUCAUUUGUGUGACUCAUGGCAUCCUCGUACAUCCCCACCGUGCCUAGCAGGCCUUCCUUUUCACCACCUUGGAACGCUUGCCUUUCCUCCCUCCACACCAGGACGCUGUGCCUCAGUCCUUCACCUGCCUCGCCACUCUGCCACCGUCCCCGUUGGUCCUUUCUCCUAAACUGGUCUUUGUGCUCUCUUUGUUUUUUCUUGUUUAUUUCCCUCUUGUCUCUCAUCUUUUCUUCCCAUUCCCCUCCCAUUUCAGCCCUUAACUUUUCUCUUUCCCAUCUCCACUCAGUAUUCCAAUGGCAAACCCUGAUGUAACACCUGUGAUGAGACAUCGGACUCUCCAGAACUUUCUCAUCUGACACGUCUUUUUCCCAGGGUUCGUACUUCUCUUCUCCUCCAUUGGUCCCAGGUGAACACCCCUGUUCUUCUGUGGUGUCUGUCAGUCUGUCUGUCUUCUCCUUCCUCUGCCCUUCCCACGGGGCAGUAUCUGCUGAUGGAUUCAGUCCUGGUGUGUGAUUGUUGUGAUUUGUUCUUCUGUGCGCAAAAGGAAGAGGGCUUUUUGAGUCCCUUCCAAGUGAGAUUGUAAAUGUAGAAUUUUCCACUGUUGGAUCUAGAUUUUUUUUUCUUUUUUUUGGGGGGGGUUACAGAGCUGAGACCUUGUGCAUGCAUGUAGAAAAUUGUAAAAUGUAAAUUUUUUUUAAUAUAUAAAGAGCUUGUUUCUACAGUUUGCAGUGGAUCUAAACAGUACAGCAAUUUUAGGGUUUUUUUCUUAAACAUAGGAACUAAAACUGUACAAAUUUUUUUUAUAUAAAAUAAAGACAUUUGACUUUUG
Molecule: messenger RNA, 5878 nt
Organism: Symphalangus syndactylus (siamang)
Lineage: Eukaryota; Metazoa; Chordata; Mammalia; Primates; Hylobatidae
Gene: VANGL2
Product: VANGL planar cell polarity protein 2
Biological process (GO): multicellular organism development
Cellular component (GO): membrane
Source: RefSeq, a predicted model, not a curated record